UUUGGAGUUCAGACAAGAAAGCGCAGUGGGGGGAACAAGUAUGGUCACUUCGCGACUCUCUGGGACAUUUAAAACUAUCUCCAAACUUAAAAUGAAGUAGUUUAAACGUCCAGGUUUGCUUAGAAGACGAGUUGAUGUUAGAUUUACUUUUUUUUUUUGGUGAAACUGGAGCUGCUUCCUUGUUCGAGAACUGGGGUGAAAUAUCUCAACAUCCUCACAAAGAAACUUUUUUUUUUUUCUCCACCACCACCACCACCACCACCAGUGGAGGAAGGGUUGCAGCUGGUGACUUUAAGCCAGACACCAGCAGUGUUUGGAACCAGCACCUAGGUCUCCACCAGGCAGCACACAAUUAGAUAGCAGCUGACUGUGUCCAGAUUUGUUUCUUUUCUUUCCUUUUGCAAAAAGAAAAAUGUCUGGUCGAAAUGGAGUCGGGCAGAUCCGGGGGACUACUUUAGGUCCACAACCCCUGAAGGCGACUGUUCCCUACCAGCUGACCAGCAAGCCUCGACCAAAGAGAGAUGCUGGGAAGCCCAAACCGCACCAGCUGAGCUCUGGCAUGAGGCGGACAAUGUCUCUUGAUGCCAUCAUCGGGCCGUACCUGCAGGGACACUGGCCCAAAGAACCAGAGGGCCAGAGAAGCCCGUCUCGCAAGGACAAGUCUACACAGACCCCAGACUCGUGGUGCGAUAAAUCCCAGAGCAGAAGAGGUAGCAGCAGCCACAAACGAUCAGCAUCAUGGGGCAGCGAUGCGCAUCUGCGAGAGAUCGCUAAACUAAAACAACAGCUGCAGCAGCGCAGCAAACCUGAAGCCUCAGGGGGGCAUGACAAAGACCGCCAGCGUGGAUAUCCUCAGGGGUGCUGUAGCCUAGGAACUACUCAGACUCAGCCAAUUUCCAUCCCCUUGUCUACACUGGUCCCUCGACUGCGCUGCAGUGUGGAGGGCCUCAACCAAGAGCUGGAAGGCAUGUUCAUCUGCCAGCCUCUGCAUCCUCAGCACAGGCUCCUCGAGGUUCCAGACGGUCACCGGGCUCCGGUCCCUCCGCAGAGCUGCAGCAGUGGAUCUCAGAGUGACAUGGCCACCACACCCUUGUCCUCAUCUUUCUCCUCCUCCUCCUCCUCAUCCUCCUCACCCAGCUCCUCUCCAACAAAUAUCUCCACCUUGCGACCCCACCUCGAAGAUGCACCACUGGAUCUGCACCAAGACGGUGCAGAGAUGUGCCUCCUGUCUCCGUUCUCCUCCCAGAAUGAGGCAGAUCUCUCCCUGCCUCUGCUGCUGUCGUCCUCCCCGGGGCCAAACAAGAGUUGCUGCUUCCAGAGAGAGCCACCAGAGGGCUGCGAAAAGGUCACAGUCUGGGAGGAAACCAGCACUCCACGCCAACAUAAGCCAGCCCUCAUCUCCUCCUGCCCAGACCCCAACAAGGUAAACUUCACCCCCCAUGGGGGCUCGGCCUUCUGCCCUGUCAGCCUCCUCAAGCCCCUGCUCCCCUCCAUGGACAUGUUGUUCCGCAGCCUCGCCGUCUCCCCAGCAGGCAGUUGCUCCGGCCAGGAAACGAGCUCCUGCCAGGCAACGUCCUCUGGCAACUGGGCCGCUCCUCCAGAUCCUCCCUCCAGCCCCGCUGUCAUGGGAGAAAGCUCAGGGGAGGGCCUCGCUUUCUGAUUACAGCUGCAGAGGCAUAAUGCAAAUAUUUCAGUCGUCUGGGACAGAUUUGUUGAUGUCGCUUUAUUUUAGGAAAGGACCAUUCCUUUUCUUUACAUAUUUAAAAUAAUCUCAUGUUGAAAAAUAAUAUUGGAAAAAAUAAUUAAUAUCUUACUCGUACGCAAUCCAAUGGAAAUGCUUUAUGAACUACUUGUUUUUUGGGUGUCCGGGGAUUGUGAUAUUUCUAAAUUAAGGCAUUUCUGUCAUUUCAUAAUCCAAAGAUUUAUGUUUUUGGCCAAACACAAGUGUGAGAUACAGGGCUGUCUUAUUCUACUCUUAACUCUGAAAAGUGCUUUGUUGGAUGACUGACCCCCUCACAUGCUUCACUUAUUUGUUUCCCCAAAGAAGCCAUGACACACACUUAUAUUGUACUGGUUUUUAAACUCUGACUGCAGUGUGUCAUCUCUGUCCAAAAUGUUAGGAGUCUGGGUCAAGUAAUGAAACUCUUUCCCAGAUAAGUUUGCUUGUUUUUAAGUAUUCAAAGAUAUUAUCUGCAAUUAUUUUUUAUCUAACUUGACCUUGCACCUGUUGCUGGUGUACAAAGCACGACAAAUCAGUUGGGUAUUUUUUAUUUACCUGAUUUAAAAGAAGAAAAAAAAAAACACAAAAAAACAGGACAUAAUGAAAUCACAUUUUGAUUAUUGUAGACUAAAGGGAAUUUUCCAGUUGUUGGACUUGGGUAGCAUCAAUAUCUAAAUGCUUCAGCUCAUUCAUUCCUGCUUUAAAAGUUGUACAGAUGUUAUUUUUGUUGUCAUCUUGUUUACUGGAGAAAAAAAAGUAGCUUGUGUAUUUGUUAAUAGAUAAAAAAAAAAACCCUGUUAUUCCUUGAUGUUCUAGAUGUCUGCUUGAUGGUAUGUUUAUAGUUUUGAGGUUUCACAGCCUAGUUGACUACCUAACCAUUAGUGGUGUAGAUUUGUCAUCCUUAAUGUUCCUCUGAAGAUGUUCGUGUUCUUCUGCCAAGCUGACAAGUUGAUGUUAAAAUAGUUUUAUUUCUGGUAGACAUGUUUGCACAAAUUGAACUGCUACUUUUGAGUCGCAAUUCUUAUUUUUUAUAUUCACUUUCGUACUUUUAAGAGUAGUUAUGUGUAUUUUCUACAUCUUUUUUCAAUUACCUGCAACAUAAGCUAAAAAAAAAAAAAAAAAACCCUGUUACUUUUAGUUUUGUCAGUAUAGUUGAGGCCGGUGUUAGGUGAGAUACUGUAUCGGGUGGAUUUUUAUGCACUUCCAGGAGAGGGUUUUAAUGUGGAGGAGGAAAUGUUUCUUCCUUAGUCCUGGGUUUAUUGUCUCUGACAGAAGUUUUUGUUUGUGUGUGUGUGUGUGUGCAUGUGGAUGGAAAGUUAACUAGUAUGAUUGUUUGACUUCUAGUUUUAGUAUCCUGGUAAAAUACAGAUUGAUUGAAACAUUGUCUUUUUCCAAAUAAGCCUCAAUUUCAAUGUUUUCUGAAUCUGUGUGGAUGCUGGGGGAUGUGCUGUUAUCUCAGGUUCUGUGAUCUGUCCAAAUAAAUAUAUGA
This is a messenger RNA of Anoplopoma fimbria (sablefish), 3209 nucleotides long. Its product is annotated as protein FAM117A-like. The transcript is spliced from 8 exons. The coding region runs from base 413 to 1660 and encodes 415 amino acids. The record is from RefSeq and is a predicted model, not a curated record. Lineage: Eukaryota; Metazoa; Chordata; Actinopteri; Perciformes; Anoplopomatidae.